Molecule: messenger RNA, 2028 nt
Organism: Clunio marinus
Lineage: Eukaryota; Metazoa; Arthropoda; Insecta; Diptera; Chironomidae
Source: the annotation of a GenBank genome assembly
UGAAAAAUCGGCAAAAAGGGUAUGAAAGUACUAAGUAAAAAUAAAAAAAUUCUAAAUUUUCUGGGAUGUAAUUUUUCAAGCUUAAAUUCCAAUAUCCAAGCUUAAACGUGAGUUAAAGUUACAUCUAAAGUAUACAGCUGUUAAUGCCUGGCCGUAGAAACGCUGAAAUAUCUUUACAAACCUUUCAAAUAUUUCAUCCCGAAAUUAUUAUUCCAAAGCGUUAAUUUAUCAAUCGUUGCCGGCAUCUUAACUCGAUUAACUUGAUAUCUCAACAGUCAACAAAGAUCAAGGAGUUUACAUUUCAUAAUUCCAAAAAAAAAGAAAAAAAAAGAUUUUUUUUACCAUUUGUUGCUGUGUUCAUUUUCUGAUAACAACAAUAAGAAAAUAGAAAAAAAAAGUAGAAAGAAAGAACGUGAUAGGUUUAGAUAGGAAUUCGAUAGACUUUUCGCUUAAUCAUAUUUAGUGAUAAAAGCCGGUAAAUGCAUUAAUUACAAGUGAGUAGAAUCAUAUAAGAUUGCGCGGUGAUCCCUCAUGUCGAGAGCACUCAGCAGAACAAUGAAAUUGCCCAAUACUGAAAAGCCAUUUCAGUGCAACGUUUGUGAGAAACAGUUUCGUCAAUUAAGUACGCUAGCGAACCACAUGAAGAUACAUACAGGGGAAAAGCCAUUUAAAUGCCAUGUGUGCAGUCGAGAAUUUAGGCAGAGUUCAACAUUGACGAAUCAUAUAAAGAUUCAUACGGGAGAGAAACCAUACAAUUGUACCUUCUGUGGUAAGCAGUUCCGACAACUUAGCACGUUAAGUAAUCAUGUUAAAAUACAUACGGGUGAGAAGCCGUUUGAAUGUGUUGUUUGUAAGAAACAAUUUAGGCAAUCGUCGACGCUAAAUAACCACAUUAAGAUUCAUACUGGUGACAAAUUCGUUAUCUGAUCUACGGUGAAAGUAGAGCUGGUAAUGCCAGCUGAUCCUAACAGCACUGAUCAACCAUGAAGAUAAUCUCAACAAAAAGAAGAAGAAAAAAAAGAAAAAAAAAUCUUUUAAUAUUAUUUGAUUAAUUUAAUUUAUUCGAAACAAAAGUUAUUCUCUGCAAAAACAAAAAACAAACACACAACAACAGACAUAAUUCCUUAGUUUAUAGAAUUCUCUAAAGUUGCUUUCCUUUUAUUUAAAAAUACUUAUGAUUAGGUGAAGAGUAAUGAUUAUCGAUAUAAAAAAAUAAUUGACGAGAAAUCAAUGAUGAAAAGUGAAGAUGCUAGAGUAGAAAUUGUACUUAAAAGAAAGGCAAGAAAACAAUCGCAAAUUGUUCAUGUGAAGAAUUUAUCGACUUGAGAAUGAUGAAAGAACAGAAAGAAGAAAUUUUCCUUGCGUUUUAUUCUUUCAUAACUCAAAACACUUUUUAUGAAAGAAAUUUUUUCGAAAAAUAAUGCAAGAAAUUAGAACUGAAGAAAUAAUUUAAUUAACUUUCAUCCUCAAACAUAAACACAUACAGUAAAAGUCAAACUGCUUAUGUUUGCAUAAAAACAUUGAAUUAAAUAUUUGAAGUAUUUAUUUUAAAAAAAUAUUAUUAACAAAAUCUUUUUGAAAAAAGAGAAAAGGAAAGAAAUGUUUGUGAUAAAGAAAAGGAAGGGAAGUAGCAACAACAGAUCAGAUGUCGUACUGAGACUUGAAACUACACACGUGUCGUCGUAUUUUUGUUUAAUGUUCAAGAAGAAAAUUUGGUCAAAUUUUUGCAACAAAACCAAGACAAACUUUGUCUUUAUCAUGAAACAUUUUCUUUCAAAAACACUUUUUAACCUUCUCGAAAGAGAAAAGCAAGCAAGUGAUGACUUGUUAAGCACUUCGUGAUGUGUCGCAGAGAAUUGUCAAUUAUGAAAAUCUUAUUGCGAUCAAAACUUAUUCUCCUUGUUUAAGUUGCCUAAAACAUUGGAUUAAAAAUUCAAGAAAAAAGAUGAAAAAUUAACGAAAAGAUGAAAAUAUUUUUACAUGUGACUCAAUAUUGUUGCAGUUGUGCGUGGUGGUGUGAAAAGUGAA